AUGUCCGAUUUGUCUGAUAAGGUGAUCAACUUUCCAAUUUGGCUGGAGAACAGUUUGACAGAUAUUACCGUGACAAAGGAAUGGGCUGCCUACGUGAAUGAACUAAGCCGAAUGGUUGGAAAAGUCUUCCGAACUGCCAACAUUCAAAAAAUGGAUCAGUUAACUUCCAACGCUUUGGAUCAAAUUUUGUUGAAUCAGUCAAAACGUCUGACUGGAAGCAGUAGUCACACCGAAUUGCGGAGAAAACUGUGUCAGCUGAUUGUCAGACACUUAACCAAUGAGGUGGAACAAAGAAUGCUCUGCUAUCAGCCACUCAUAUCGUCAUUUAAUCAAGCCCAUCCCAACACAGUUGCCCCGUGGACAAUGCGACGGACGGCGGACGAUGUCCCACCACCUGACACAAUCGCUGGAGUGACCAGUUCUAUACUCCCCAAUCGUGCUGAUUUGAUCACAGUUGAGGCGCGAGAAGCCACAGUUGCCCUGCUAACAAAACAUCCGAAACUGUGUCAUAAAUUAGCUAUUCGGUUUUGCAACUUACGCAAUCUAUAUACCAGUCUACUGCGGACUGAUGUGGAAAAGACCAGAUCCAUUCGCGACGAGGCAAUUCUUCGCCAGUGUGAAAAGUAUCUCGAAGAAGAUAUCACCGUGAGAUCAAUGCGCGGUUCCAUCGGUUGCAUACGUGCUCUCAAAGCUGUACUGUCUUUCUUUCACCUGGUUUUGAAUAUGACGGAACACCUCCGUGGGUCUGUCAUUCGAAUCGCCGGAACACUGGUCCUGGCAAUGAGCGAUUUUCUACCGAGAAACCAACCACCAAAUUUAGCAGAAGUUGUCAUACUGCUGGAGCAGCUAUUCUCCUUAAUGUCCCAACUCCCCAUAUAUGUCACUCGACAGCCAUCUGUUUGGUUGCGGCGAUACUGUCCUUCAAACAGUCACAUAGCAACCGAAACUCAUGCCCCGAACCACGACAAAGAACUACGCUCCGCAUUCGGUAUUUCCGUGCUACAUCAGUUACGUCGCAUUGAUUCCCAAAUGGCUACAACACUUUUGAAUGAAUGGGCAUUCAGUCAAGGCACAGAUAUACCGUUCGACUUUGCACAACAAGAUGACUUCUGUGGUACAAUCGUGUAUGACGUGGUGGCUUCAAUCCUCGAAUCACUGUUUGCAGGUUUUCUACAACCCGAUAUCUUACUAUUCGUCUGGGAUCAGAUCAUGCUCUGUCUGGUUGGUGCGAGUCCAACCCCGCACAGCCUGGACUAUCUGCUCAGUGCCAUCCUGGCCAUUCUGAUCUAUCUAACCGGACUGCGUCAGUCCCAAUCAGAGGCCCAGGCAAACGGUGCCUCGAAAGAAUCACGAACGGUCGGAGUAAAUACAGAACCGGAGCGAAAGUCAAAGAUUGACAAACCGACAAGAGAUAUGAGAAAAGUGGAUCAGGUGACUGGUUCAGUGAAUGAUACUCCCCUGGCCCCAGACGAUUCCCACCCCAGGCUAUGGCCGGACAGAAUUCGACAGGUCGGAUUACAACUGAAAUUGGAGGAUAUUCGUUUCUUGUUCAAGAAUCAUUUUUUCAGUGGAUUCUAUUGUUUACUUGCUGACAUGGAAACUAGCAAAAACCCGAUCGAUGACGCUAGCUCAAUUUCAGCCACGAGUCCCUGGAAGGAAUGGUUCUCGCAGAGUGAUCAACCAACAAACACUGUUCUCCAGUCACGACAAACACAACAGGCAUUACGUGUAGAUGAGUUGAUUAAACUUCGUAAUCUGGAAGAAACCGUGGUUGAAACACAAAAAACAUCCCGAGAGCUACGGGAUAAUCUUCGUGUGGUUCAAGAGAACUCUGACCAAUUGAACAACCAAUUAAAACAGGCAAAACUACGACAGCAGCAGCUGAUGGAAGAAAAUCGAUCAUGGAGUAGCCUGGUGAAGAAUAUGGAAAAGAAGAUGGCUCAGAAAACAAACGAAGUGGAUUCCCGUGUCAACGGCCUGCGGAAAUUUAAGCUGUCACAAUUUGUACACUCUUACAUGGAAGCAAAUCGAAAAAAGGAACAAGACUAUGUGAAUGAAAGUGGCGCGGAAAAUAUCAGCUUGAUUCCAGAGAAAUCAACUACUGAUGAGCAGAAAUGA
Messenger RNA from Echinostoma caproni, 2118 nucleotides. The record is from the annotation of a GenBank genome assembly. Lineage: Eukaryota; Metazoa; Platyhelminthes; Trematoda; Plagiorchiida; Echinostomatidae.